This is a messenger RNA of Plasmodium gallinaceum, 867 nucleotides long. Its product is annotated as conserved Plasmodium protein, unknown function. The transcript has a single exon. The record is from RefSeq and is a predicted model, not a curated record. The coding region runs from base 1 to 867 and encodes 288 amino acids. Lineage: Eukaryota; Apicomplexa; Aconoidasida; Haemosporida; Plasmodiidae.
AUGAAUAGCAAUUACGUAAAUGAAAUUUUUAAUGAAGCUAUUGAAUAUAAAGAUACACAAAAAGAAAAUAAAAUAAAAAUAGUUAAUGAUUUAGUUAAAAACUUCUGUCUUUUGAAAGAAUUAAAUUUGUUAGAUGCUAUUAAAAAUGAGGAAAAAGUAGUUCCCAAUAUCAAACUGGAUAUUACGUCUUAUGAUAGCAAAAAUAUAAUUUAUGCUAAUAAAUAUAUUGUGGAUUUUUUACAAUUAAAAAAACAGAAUAAGUUAAAAUUAAAAGAAGAAAAGAAAAGAAAAAAAGAAAAGUACGAAGAAAUAUUAAAUGAAAAAGAUGUAAUGAAUAUUACUAACACUUUAAACGAAAAUGAAUUGAAUUUAUCUGUCUAUGAAAAAAAUAUUAAGAAUUAUAAUGAAUUAAAUAAUUUUCAAACUAUCAAUAAUAGCUUAUUCAUAAAAUAUAUUGAUAUGCCGACAAUAAAUCAUAAUAGCUUUCAUAUAAAAUUUCUUCAGCUUUUAAAUCUAUUAAUUAAAAACUAUAAUGCUUCAUUAAAUUUAAUUAAAACACAGAAAAAUGUAAUGAAUUAUUUUUCUUUUUACACGGAAAAUUUAUUAAUGAAUAAUAAAAAGUUAAUAGAGAAAAAUAGAAAAUUACUUCGGAAUAAUUCUAUUAAUAUGGAAUUAAGAAGUAAGUUAACCGUCAAUAAUUGUACUGAAAUAAAGUUACCUUUUACAAAUCAAGAUAAUUUAUCUUCUUUAUUUCAAAUACAAAUUGAUUUAUAUAGAAAGCAUAUUAAUAAUCUCUAUAAUCAAAUUGAUGACUUAAAAAAAUUUUUAAAUAUAUUCAAUGUGCAAGAUUUAUCUUCUAAUAAUUAA